AUGGAUCGGAGGAAAACCAGGAUUCAAUCAAACCCAUCUCGAGAGCGUAAAUACAGAACUGGAAAACUUCAUGGAGAUCACAGAGGAAACGAAAACGAGCAGGCGAGGAAUACAAGGGUGAAAAAGAUGAUACCUUUCGCGGAAGUAAGCGAGAGGAGCGAGAAUAGAGAGAGCAAGAAGAUCGCGACAGACGCAGAAGACAAGCUGGUUGACUCCGACGUUGAGAGCUACUUUCGUAAUCACAUGGUAUCCGCCAUUAAAGAGCUGAACAAACGCCAUCGCAGUGUGCGCCAUCCGAGCGUCUCUCUCCGCCGAUCCGCCUCCGCUCAGGAUCAUCGCCGCCUGGCCAAAAUUAUCGAGGCAUUGGGUCGGGGGAAACUAUUUCGGCUCAAAGAGAUGGACGGCGAAGAAGGCAGCGGAAUACGGCUGAGCAAGAGAUUCGCCGGCGGAAAAGUCACCGGCGGCCUAGAGGUCGAGUACAAGACAAAAUCCGGUACCGCUUGGAGCCACUCGUUCCUGAAUCAGAAGCCAUGGCACCCGCUUUCUUAUCCCAACCAGCGCCGCAAGUGGAUCGCCGAGCAGACUCACGCCCAACACGAUCGCAGAGCCGAAGAGGUGGCCCGUGAGUUUGCGCAAGAGCAGGAGUUCUUCAAGCAGGCGGCUCUCAUCUCGAACAAAGAAAGAGAGAAGAAUAGGGUAGAUGCCAAAGUCUACAAAUUUGGUGAAGUAGUGAUUUUCUACUUGGUUUUGUGUUUCAUGAGAUUGAGUCCUGAGCUUAAUGCGCAGAUCGAAAUGAUGAAAGCCGUGAGUUUCAUGUAUGUUCGCCCACCUGGCUAUGACCCUGAAAGUGCCAAAGCAGCAGAAUACGCGGACGAGAAACACGAAGGUCAGAGUUCUUCGGCUCAGGAUCCAAUGGCGGACGACAAUACUGGUUCUAAACCAGCAGAAGCUGGGAGUGAGCUUACAGGUAAGGAAAGGAAGAAACCGAGACCAAAAGAUGUGUUUGGGCGUACUCUUCCUACUGAAGAAGAAUUUGCGCCUAGCAUUCCAGUGUCAUUGUGGAAAUAUUGCAACAUGCACGAGACUGGUAUCGCUGGAAGAGCAAAGCCAUUUGCAGUUGAACUGCGUAAUGUGAAAUGUCUGAGAUGUGGAAACUUUGGUCACCAAAGUGGUGACCGUGACUGUCCAUUGAAGGAUGCAGUGAUGCCAAACGAAGAACUUCGAUUGAAAAGAGAUGAUCCAUUGACUGCUAUCAUUGCUCAUACAGAUCCCGGAGAGCCUCUGAAGUGGGAGUUGAAACAAAAGCCGGGCUUGAGUCCUCCUCGUGGUGGUUUUGAUCUUGACGAUCCAAAUCAACAGAUUGUCGCUGAAGAUAUCUUCGACGAAUAUGGAGGGUUCCUUGAGGGCAGCAUCCCAUUAGAAUUACUGCAGAGUUUGUCGUCGAAUAAGAAAAAAAAGUCCAAAAAGAGCAAAAGCCACAAGAAGCAUUCAUCUCGGACUGUUGAGGAAACUGAUGAAUCUUCCACAGGCUCAGAAGAUAGUAGAGAGAAGAGAAGAUCGAAGAAGGGCAAAGAUAUAAAGAAGAAGAGCAAGAAGCAUUAUGAUUCUGACUCACUCUCCUCUGAAGAUUCAGACUCCGGCAGGUACCGCCCGAGUAGGACAAGACACAACAAGCAUUUAGAUCCAUCUGGGACAUUAAAAUCUGACGCUUAUCACCAAGGUAGCAGUCAGAGAGAAAAGCAUUCCGAAGCCAAGAAGCACCAGAAACCGAAGAAAAUGGCGGAUAUACCUUCUGCUUCAUCUGAUGAUUCUGAUUAUUAUAGAAAUCACAGUAGUAGAAAGAAAAGAUCAGAAGAGGAUUACAAAAUCCAUCACCGGGAGAGAAAUCAAGUGCAUAACAACGAUCCUGUUUCAGGGAAAAGUCGGAAACAUGACAAUUUGGAGUCUGAGAAGCUUCACAGAGUCGAGAAGAAGCAGAGGCAUGAUGACAGAAGGCACAUACAUGUCGAUGAUGAGUCUGAGAGGCGUCAUGGAUCCGAGAAGAAACCGAGAUAUGAUGAUCGUGAUUCCGGGAGGCAUCACAGGAGCGUGAAGGGUAAAGAAAAGCCUGUGUAUGAUGCAUAUGAUGAUCCUGAAGGGUUUUCUGAUAGAUACAGAAGCACGAAGAAAGCAGAAACUGAUUCGGAUUCAAACCGUAGAAGUAGAAAGAAGAAGCACAAGCAUGAGUUGUCAUCGGAAGAAGAAGAAGAGUCUCCACGAACAGGAGGAGAAACUGAGUCUAUUUUCCUCGACCAGAAGUAUUUAUAUGUUGUGAUUACAUUACUCUCACAUGACAAGCCGGUCGGUCCAGUCCACAUUCGAGCGCACGAACGACAACGUUUAGUGGCACAUAAAAAAAAAAAGCGAAACUUUUUUCCCGCCGGCGCAAGCGAGGGAGAAUCCAUGUCCUUGAUUCACCGCCGGUUAAAUCGUUUUCCUGGAUUGUCGUCUGUAAAUGGUUGGAACGUUCAGGUGCGAGAAGCGGUUAAUCGAAAUGAUCCGGCGGAAUCACUUCUUCUAUUUCGAGAAAUGAAGCGCGGAGGAUUUGAGCCAAACAACUUGACCUUCCCAUUCGUGGCGAAGGCGUGUGCUAGGCUUGCUGAUAUUGGGAACUGCGAAAUGGUUCAUGCCCAUGUUCUGAAAUCACCGUUUUGGUCUGAUGUGUUCGUUGGGACUGCAACGGUUGAUAUGUUUGUAAAAUGUGAUUCUCUGGAUUAUGCUGCCAAGGUGUUUGAGAGAAUGCCUGAGAGAGACGCCACCACUUGUAACGCAAUGCUGUCUGGUUUCUGUCAGUCGGGUCACACGGUUAAGGCGUUUUCUCUGUUCCGUGAGAUGAGACUCGGCGAGAUCCAACCUGAUUCCGUGACUGUUAUGACCUUGAUUCAAUCAGCUUCGUCUGAAAAAAGCUUGAAGCUUUUGAAAGCUGUGCAUGCCUUUGGAAUACGUUUAGGUGUAGAUGCACAAGUUACAGUUUCCAAUACUUGGAUCUCUGCUUAUGCGAAGUGUAAUGAUUUGGAUUCAGCAAAGUCAGUAUUUAGAGAUAUUGGCAGAAGUGACAGAACUGUUGUGUCUUGGAACUCAAUGUUCAAAGCUUAUGCAGUUUUCGGUGAAGCAUUUGAUGCGUUUGGUCUUUACCAGUUGAUGCUGCGCGAAGACUUUAAGCCGGAUUUGAGCACCUUUAUUAACCUUGCCGCGUCUUGUCAAAACUCUGAAACACUAGCCCAAGGAAGGUUGAUUCAUUCUCAUGCGAUCCUCCUUGGCACAGAUCAAGAUAUAGAAGUGAUCAACACCUUCAUUUCUAUGUAUUCGAAAUCCGGGGAUAUCUGCUCAGCUAGGCUUUUGUUUGACGUCAUGCCUUCAAGAACAUGUGUUUCUUGGACUGUGAUGAUAAGUGGGUAUGCCGAGAAAGGCGACAUGGACGAAGCUUUGGCCUUGUUUCGUGCAAUGACUGAAACAGGUGUGAGACCAGAUCUUGUCACCUUACUCUCCCUCAUUUCAGGUUGUGGAAGAUUCGGUUCACUAGAGAUUGGGAAGUGGGUAAAGAAAAACCACAUAGACCCUUUACCGAAGAUGACUGAAAGACCACAAGCACGAUGUGAGUCCAUUCAUGAUUCAACGUAG
Messenger RNA from Thlaspi arvense, 3660 nucleotides. NCBI's taxonomy places the organism in Eukaryota, Viridiplantae, Streptophyta, Magnoliopsida, Brassicales, Brassicaceae. The record is from the annotation of a GenBank genome assembly.